AUGUCCGACUCGGACGAUCACGUAGAUGUUGCCGGCGACGAUGUCGAUGAUCUCUUUGGCGACGCCGGCGACGAUGCCGAGCUCCAGUCAGACAACGAGCGUGUGCUGAGUGACGGGGACUUAGCUUCCGAAAGAGACGAUCGCGAGCAACGAUACGACAAUGACAUGGAUGUGGAUGAGCAGGACGUAGAGGUCAAAAACAUCAAUGUCUUGCCCCAGCCGCUGUACCGCCACCGAGCUCCCAAAACCAAGGACGGUAAACUACAAUCUUUGAGGCCUCCCAACUUUCUCCGACUUGCAGCGGAGGAGUACGAUCCCAACACCUUCGAGCCGACCCAAUGGGACCAAGAGAACAUCAGAAGCGACCAGCCCAAGAACAUCAUUCGAUAUCAAAGAGACCCCGACACGGGAAAGCUCAAGAGCAAUGCGCUGGUGCACAGAUGGAGUGACGGUUCGAUUACUCUAUCAGUAGGAGGUGAACACUAUGAGGUCCAGAGGAAGAUGCUCGCUCCCCCAGGCGACAAGCCCUACUCAGAAGUCCAGGAUGCGCACUAUUACGCAGCAGCAGCUCACCUGGCGAGCAAUCUCCUCGUCACUAUGGGCCACGUAUCAGAGCAAUAUACUGUCUUACCAAACAGAAACAUGCAGGAUGAUGCUGUGGCUAUGCUAGCAAGUCGUAUGCAAGCAGUGGCUCGUAACAAGCUCAAGAGUGCAGAUAACAUCUUUACCGCGACGAUAGACCCAGAGUUACAGCGCAAGGAAGCCGAGUUGGCUGAGAAAGAACGAAUGAAGGCUCAGCGCAGGAGAGAAAAUGCAGCUUCCAGACUGGACAAUCGCACUUCAGGCUACCGGAGCGGUGGACUGUCAAUUGGUGACCUCGAAGGCGGGAGAAGGGGUGUUGGUGGUCCGCGAAAGAGGGGACAACCUGGUGCGUCGCGCCCCAAGAAGCGUCGCCCAGAAUACGAUUCUGACGAUGACCUUCCUGCUGGACGCGGCCGCAACGAAGACUACGAUCUUGAAGAUGACUUCAUCGCUGCCAGUGAUGAUGAAGAGAGUGUUGCGGAGGAGGAUGACGAGGAGGACAUCCUCGACGAUGAAGACGAAGAGGAAGAAAGACCUCGUAAGAAGCGGCCAAGGGCUGCAGAGCCCGAGGACGAGGAUGCCGAUGCCGAUGCCGAUUUAGAUGACCUCGACGCACCGGCCGCUCGGAACCGUAGACGCCACAUCGUGGACGACGACGAUGACGAUGACGACGAGGAGUGA
Messenger RNA from Truncatella angustata, 1263 nucleotides. RefSeq names its product Leo1-like protein-domain-containing protein. Gene Ontology annotation, biological process: transcription elongation by RNA polymerase II; positive regulation of transcription elongation by RNA polymerase II. Bases 1 to 1263 code for a protein of 420 amino acids. Gene Ontology annotation, cellular component: Cdc73/Paf1 complex; nucleus. The transcript is spliced from 2 exons. The record is from RefSeq and is a predicted model, not a curated record. NCBI's taxonomy places the organism in Eukaryota, Fungi, Ascomycota, Sordariomycetes, Amphisphaeriales, Sporocadaceae. Gene Ontology annotation, molecular function: RNA polymerase II C-terminal domain phosphoserine binding.